GGCCAAGAACUCGAUCCGAGCAAAAAAAUGUCGGAGGCCGCCGUGCGAGUGAUCGGCCUAUGGCCGAGCCCGUUCGUGAUCCGCGUCCUGAUCGCGCUGAAGCUGAAGCAUGUGGAGUACGAGUUCGUGGAGGAGGUGGUGGGCAGCAAGAGCGAGCUGCUGCUCGCGUCGAACCCGGUGCACAAGAAGAUCCCCGUCCUGCUCCACCACGGCAAGCCCCUCUCCGAGUCCCUAAUCAUCGUUCAGUACAUCGACGAGGUCUGGUCCUCCGGCGCGCCGGCGGCCAUCCUCCCCGCCGACCCUUACGCGCGCGCUGUCCAGCGGUUCUGGGCGCAGUACGUCGACGACAAGAUGCACCCGGCGAUCCGCGUACUGAAGGGAACGUACGACGGGGACAAGGAGCAGGCGGCGGGGCAGCUGUCCGCGGCCCUGCAGCUCCUGGAGGAGGCUUUCGCGCAGCUCGGCCAGGGGAAGCGCUACUUCGGCGGGGACAGCGUCGGGUACCUGGACAUCGCCCUGGUGUCGCACGUCGGCUGGGUGAAGGCGGUGGAGAAGAUCGCGGGGGUCACUCUGCUGGACGAGGCGAAGGUUCCCAACCUGGUGGCGUGGGCUGACCGGCUGUGCGCCCACCCGGCCGUGGUGGACGCGAUCCCUGACGCCGACAAGUUCGUUGAGUUCAGCGUGACCUAUGGGUCGUUCUCUUAAUCCUAUCAAUGCUCCCAAAGUGAGCAAAAUGGCUCCGCAUUGCGCUUUGUGAUUUUCACUGCGCAUGUGCCGGUGCAUGUCACCGUCAAUAGCAUGUAGUUUGUAUACAUGUCCUUCUGUGAAAAUAAAGCUUUGCUGCCCGUCAAAGGGAAAUCGACAUA
Molecule: messenger RNA, 866 nt
Organism: Zea mays
Lineage: Eukaryota; Viridiplantae; Streptophyta; Magnoliopsida; Poales; Poaceae
Product: glutathione S-transferase GST 34
Exons: 2
Coding region: 28-705 (225 amino acids)
Biological process (GO): glutathione metabolic process
Cellular component (GO): cytoplasm
Molecular function (GO): glutathione transferase activity
Source: RefSeq, marked provisional